AGAGUGAGCUCUCGAGCUCGUGGUGGCAGGAGAGGGGCUCGCGGGAUGCGGCUCGUUCCUUCGGCGCCUGUCGCCCCCAGCGUGCCACGCGGCGCCUACAGUUCCCAAGAUACAGCGCGGUCGGAACGCAUCUGCAGGCGGACUGCGAGUCCCAUGGUGCACCGCCACAGGAAGCGCAGGCGCGCCGCCGGCCUCCUCCCGGGCCCUGCCUGAGCAGGCCUGCCCGGCGAGCUGGGGCAUGCCUGGCCCCCGAGGACCCGCGGGGGGCGAUGGAUGCGGCGCUGGAGGAGGCUGCCGCCGCGGCAGAGGAUGCUGCGGAGACCACGGAGGCCGGGCCCGGGCCGCUGCCUCUCCUCCCGGGGACCCAGCUGAACUUGGACCUGUACCCCGGGGGCUGCCGCAGGCUGCUGCACCUCUGUGCCCAGCGCCCCCUGCCGCUGCGGCAGGUGGAGUUCUUGCGGCUGAGCACCCACGAGGACCCUGGGCUGCUGGAGGCCACCCUGGCCCAGGUGCCCUGGAGCCUGCUGCACCUCCGCUCCCUUGUCCUCAAAGGAGGGCAACACCGGGGACCCCUGGGUGCCUGUCUCCGAGGUGCCUUGACCACACUACCCACAGGUCUGAGUGGCCUGGCUCACCUGGCCCACCUGGACCUGAGCUUCAACAAGUUGGAGACCCUGCCAGCCUGUGUCCUGCAGCUGCACAGCCUGGGUGCCCUCCUGCUCUCUCACAACUGCCUCUCAGAGCUGCCGGAGGCUCUGGGGGCCCUGCCCACCCUCACUUUCCUCACGGUAACACACAACUGUCUGCAGAGGCUACCCACGGCGCUGGGUUCUCUCUCUAUGCUGCAGCGCCUAGAUCUCUCUGAGAACCUUCUAGACGCUGUGCCUCCUGAGAUUGGAGGACUGAGCAGCCUCCAGGAGCUCAAUCUGGCCUCCAAUCAACUGCGGAGCCUCCCAGCCUCCCUCGCUGGGCUCCGGUCCCUGCGGCUGCUUGUUCUGCACAGCAACCUUCUGACCUCAGUGCCUGCGGGUCUGGCCCACCUCCCCAUGCUCAUGCACCUCGACUUGAGGGACAACCAGCUCCGGGACCUGCCUCCCGAGCUUCUGGACGCCCCUUUUGUGCGCCUGCAGGGGAACCCUCUCGGUGAGACCUCUCCAGACUCCAGGACACCCCCAGGUACACCUCAGGAUCCAGAAAUGCCCCGACUGUUCCUGACCUCAGAUUUAGACAGCUUCCCGGUGACCCCCCACGGCUGCUCCGUCACCCUGGCCUGUGGUGUCCGCCUGCAGUUCCCGGCGGGGGCCAUCACCACCCCGGUCACCAUCCACUACCGACUGUGGCUGCCGGAGCCGGGCCUCGUCUCCCUGGGCCCCCACGACCUCCUGCUCAGCCGCGUCCUGGAGCUGCAGCCCCACGGGCUGGCUUUCCAGCAGGACGUGAGCCUGUGGCUGCUCUUUGUGCCCCCGCGCGCCCGGCGCUGCCGCGAGGUGGUGGUCAGGACCCGCAGUGACCGCGUCUGGAGUGACCUGGAGACCCACGUGGAGGAGGAGGCCCCGAAGCGGCUCUGGGCUCGCUGCCACGUGCCCCACUUCUCCUGGUUUCUUGUGGCUUUGCGUCCUGUGUCCAAUGCUUGCCUGGUGCCACCCGAGGGGACACUUCUGUGCUCCUCUGGUCACCCUGGGGUCAAGGUCACCUUCCCCCCCGGGGCCACCGAGGAGCCUCGUCACGUCUCCAUGCAGGUGGUGCACAUGGCUGGCCGGGAGCUGCGAGCCCUCCUGGGGGAGCCGGAAGCUGCGGUGAGCCCUUUGCUGUGCCUGUCCCAGAGUGGGCCCCCCGUCUUCCUCCAGCCCGUCACUGUGCAGCUGCCUCUGCCCCCUGGCGUCACAGGCUUCAGUGUGGAUCGCUCCCGCCUGCACCUGCUGCACCGGGCCCCUCCCACAGCCACCUGGGAUGACAUCACAGCUCAGGUGGCCCUGGAGCUCACCCACCUGUACGCACGCUUCCAGGUCACGCACUUCUCCUGGUACUGGCUGUGGUACACCACCAAGUCUUGUGUGGAGGGCCUGGCUCGGAAGGCCUGGGAGCGGCUGCGGCUGCACCGAGUGAACCUCAUCGCGCUGCAGAGACGCCGGGACCCCGAGCAAGUCCUGCUGCAGUGUCUGCCCCGGAACAAGGUGGACGCCACCCUGAGACGGCUCCUGGAGCGCUACCGGGGCCCCGAGCCCUCCGAUACCGUGGAGAUGUUUGAGGGAGAGAAAUUCUUCGCCGCCUUUGAGCGUGGCAUUGAUGUGGACGCGGACCGCCCAGACUGUGUGGAUGGCAGGAUCUGCUUCGUCUUCUACUCACACCUGAAGAACGUGAAGGAGGUGUAUGUCAGCACCACCCUGGACCGGGAGGCCCAGGCUGUGCGCGGCCAGGUGUCUUUCUACCGUGGCUCAGUGCCUGCAGAGGUGCCCCCGGAAGCUGCGGCUGCCCGGCAGAAGAAGGGCAUAGAUGCCCUGUGGAUCGCCACCUUGCCCAUCAAGCUGCCGCAGAGACUCCGCGGGGCUGGGGAGCACAGGCGGGGAGCCGGCCUCUCCCUGGCGCCUUUGAACCUGGGCAACGCGGAGACCGGCUUCCUGACUCAGAGCAACCUGCUGAGCGUGGCCGGGCGCCUGGGUCCCGACUGGCCGACGGUGGCCCUGCACCUGGGCCUGCCCUACCGCGCCCUGCAGCGCAUCCGACACGAGUUCCGGGAUGAUCUGGAUGGGCAGAUCCGCCACAUGCUCUUCUCCUGGGCUGAGCGCCAAGCGGGACAGCCAGGGGCCGUGGAGCUUCUGGUGAAGGCCCUAGAGCAAAGUGACCGGCAGGAUGUGGCUGAGGAGGUUCGUGCCGUCCUGGAGCUUGGCCGCCACAAGUAUCAGGACAGCAUCCGGCGCACGGGCCUGGCCCCCGAGGACCCUGCGGGCGCCUCCACUCUGCAGCCCUCCCAGCCUGUCCAGGCCUAGCACGGCAGCCCUGGGCCCUGACCCGCGCCCCUACCUCAUGCCUCUGCUCUGCGCGGAGGCAGAGCCCUGUGUGCACAAACCAACAUUGCUCUGUCUGCCAGCUCGGAGUUUGGCUU
This is a messenger RNA of Perognathus longimembris pacificus (Pacific pocket mouse), 3103 nucleotides long. RefSeq names its product p53-induced death domain protein 1 (gene Pidd1). Gene Ontology annotation, biological process: signal transduction; apoptotic process; DNA damage response. The transcript has 16 exons. Bases 270 to 2987 code for a protein of 905 amino acids. Lineage: Eukaryota; Metazoa; Chordata; Mammalia; Rodentia; Heteromyidae. The record is from RefSeq and is a predicted model, not a curated record. Gene Ontology annotation, molecular function: protein binding.